Molecule: messenger RNA, 985 nt
Organism: Ahaetulla prasina
Lineage: Eukaryota; Metazoa; Chordata; Lepidosauria; Squamata; Colubridae
Product: BPTI/Kunitz domain-containing protein-like
Exons: 5
Coding region: 52-636 (194 amino acids)
Cellular component (GO): extracellular region
Molecular function (GO): serine-type endopeptidase inhibitor activity
Source: RefSeq, a predicted model, not a curated record
UUAUAUACUCCUGCUGCCUCAGGCAAGAGACCUCCUUCCCCCUGAGAGACCAUGUGGGCCAGGCUUCUUCUCGUUGGGGUGCUCCUCUCCUUCUCUGCUGACCUCCAUGCUGCCAGUGGUGGAGAUGGUGAUGAAGAGAGCCUGAGACCUCUGAACAGUUUCUGCCAGUUGCCUCCAGAUCGUCAAAAAUGCAGCGACAAGUCCUCCAUCCGGGUCUUCUAUAACUCCCAGGCGGGCGUGUGUGAAAAGUUUGUCCAUCAAGGCUGCGAAGGCAACGAAAACAACUUCGCAACUCAGCUAGAAUGCCUGCGGGCCUGUGCCAGCCGUGAUAUUUGCCGACUCCCAAGUGAUUCUGGGUUUGGUGACGCCUAUCGGUUCCGCUUCUUCUACAACACCGUCUCCAAGGCCUGUGAGAGUUUCCUCUACAAAGGCAGCAGAGGAAACGCCAACAACUUUUGGGAUGAGGAAACCUGCACCCAGUUCUGCACAGGACCACGAAGACGGUGCCCAAAGCCCCAAGGACUUGGCAUCUGUAUUACGCAAUGCCAAUCAGACGCCGACUGUGGCAAAGGGUCAUUCUGCUGCCCCACCGGCUGUGGCACUGUCUGCCGAAGAGGAGUUGAGGAGGAGCGUUGAUCCUCCCACAAGAGAAGGUUGAGCUCCGGGAAUGGCCGUUCUUGGAUCCAACUCAAAGUGAAGACCUAGCUAUGCUGAAAGCCUCCCUCCCUCCUCCUCCUCUUCCUCCUCCUCCCUCCCUCCUCCUCCUCCCUCCCUCUCUCCCUCCUUCUCCUCUUCCUCUCACUCUCUCCUUGCCCCUCCUCCUCCUCCCUCCCUCCCUCCCUCCCUCGUUACGUGCUCCUCCUCCCUCCCUCGCUGCUCCACCUGAGGAGUCUUUGCUCCUCUGGCUGUUCCUGCUGCCUGCUCUUGCCUCCCCCUCCGCUGAUGGAGAUGACACCCCCCCCCAAUAAAAGAUCUUUCCCUCUCA